Penicillium chermesinum is the source of this 570-nucleotide messenger RNA. It is a transcript of the gene sar1, whose product is annotated as Arf family GTPase SAR1. The record is from RefSeq and is a predicted model, not a curated record. The transcript has 5 exons. Gene Ontology annotation, cellular component: endoplasmic reticulum exit site; COPII vesicle coat. Lineage: Eukaryota; Fungi; Ascomycota; Eurotiomycetes; Eurotiales; Aspergillaceae. Gene Ontology annotation, biological process: intracellular protein transport; vesicle organization; endoplasmic reticulum to Golgi vesicle-mediated transport. Gene Ontology annotation, molecular function: GTP binding; GTPase activity. Bases 1 to 570 code for a protein of 189 amino acids.
AUGUGGAUUAUCAACUGGUUCUACGAUGUUCUGGCCUCUCUUGGCCUUCUGAACAAGCACGCCAAGCUUCUCUUUCUCGGUCUCGACAACGCCGGCAAAACCACCCUCCUGCACAUGCUGAAGAAUGACCGUGUCGCUGUUCUGUCACCCACCGCACACCCUACCUCGGAGGAACUGGCCAUCGGCAAUAACCGCUUUACCACUUUUGACCUGGGUGGUCACCAGCAGGCCCGCCGUUUGUGGAAGGACUACUUCCCUGAGGUCAGCGGUAUUGUCUUCCUUGUAGACGCCAAGGAUUACGAGCGAUUCCCCGAGUCCAAGGCCGAGCUCGACGCUCUCCUCGCCAUGGAGGAGCUUGCCAAGGUCCCCUUCCUCGUUCUCGGAAACAAGAUCGACCACCCCGACGCCGUCAGUGAGGAGGAACUCCGCCAUCAGCUUGGCCUGUACCAGACUACUGGUAAGGGCAAGGUGCCUCUCGAGGGUAUCCGACCCAUUGAGCUGUUCAUGUGCAGUGUCGUCAUGCGACAAGGUUACGGCGAGGGUAUCCGCUGGCUCUCUCAGUACGUCUAA